AUGGGGGGUGGGAAACCAGCAGGGACUCCGAAAGGGCGUCACACUGGCUCUGAAGCUCUCAGGGUGGAAGCAGAGACGGACAAUGACGAAGAUUUUGAUGCAGCAGAGACGGACAAUGACGAAGAUUUUGAUGCAGCAGAGACGGACAAUGACGAAGAUUUUGAUGCAGCAGAGACGGACAAUGACGAAUCUGGCUUUGAAGCGGACUGGGUUUUCGAAGAUGAAUCUCCAGCAGCAGUAAUAGUGAGGAGGAUGCCAGUGAAGUAUCAGGGCCAAGUGUGCGAAGAGGACGGCCUCCAGGUGGUGCUGUGCUCUGGUCGGGACUGCCUUCGUGCGGGGGAGUGGUGCUCCAGCGACCCCGCCUGCAGCCCUCGGCUCCGGACCUUGCGGCAGUGUGUGGCUGGGAACGGAAGCAUGAAGCUGGGCCCUGGGGCCCGCAACCAGUGCGAGAAUGCGGUGACAGCCCUUCACUCCAGCCCCCUGCAUGGCUGCAAGUGUAAGAGAGGCAUGAAGAGAGAGAAGAGCUGCCUCAGCAUCUACUGGAGCCUCCACCAGUCCUUCCUACACGGAAUGAACCUGGUAGAAAACUCUCCCUAUGAACUAGUUGAUAAGGGUUUUGACUAUGUAAGGCUUGCCUCAAUAGCUUCAGGCUCGGAGGUAGGCAUGACGAUGGUGAACCGCUGCCUGAACGCGGCCAAGGCCUGCAACGUGGACGAGACAUGUCAGAAGCUGCGUACAGAGUACGUGUCAGCCUGCAUCAAGCCCACGGUCAAGUCUGGGACCUGCAACCGGGCCAAGUGCAACAAGGCACUGCGCAAGUUCUUCGACCGUGUCCCGCCCGAGUACACUCACGAGCUGCUCUUCUGCCCCUGCACCGACACGGCCUGCGCAGAGCGCCGGAGACAGACCAUCGUCCCCGCGUGCUCCUUCGACAGCAAGGAGAAGCCCAACUGCUUGACAAUCCUCCAGUCCUGCAAGACUGACUAUGUCUGCAGGUCCAGGUGGGCUCAAUACCAGUAUAACUGCCAGCCUUCUCCCCAGUCAACCAGCAGAUGCAAGCUGGAGAACUAUGGAGCGUGCCUACUGUCAUACACUGGCAUCAUAGGCAGCUUGAUAACUCCAAACUACAUUGACAAUUCCACCUCUAACGUGUCACCCAUGUGUUCCUGCACUGCCAGCGGCAACCAGCAGGAGCAGUGUUCCAGCUUCCUCAGCUCAUUCACAGACAAUGACUGUCUCAAAAAUGCGAUUCUAGCUUUUGGUAAUGGAACAGACCUGAACGCAGCACCCAACCAAUCCGAACACUCCACCCCUACCAGCAAGCCCCAGGAGGCUGCCUCCAUCCUGUCAGUUACCAAGGAAACCGAGGACCACCUCUUCAGACAGCUGCUGCCCACCCAGGGUGCCCAGGAGGGGGAGCUGUUGAGCAAGUCGACUCAGGCAUCCCCAGGCAUUUCCAGUGGAGCGCUGUCCAUUCUGAAACUGGGAUCCUGGAGCCCCCUGCUGCUCACGCUCUCCUACUACUGCCUCCACUAGGGGGCGACUCAGCUGCUGGACUAUGGGACCUUUGUAACUCAGCGACUGAGUGGUUUCUUAUUUUAUCUUUCAUGUCCUGGAGGGGAAAGAGGACUAUUUAUAUUUGACACCCAGACCGCAACAAUAGGCGAUGGAAGAAGCCAACAGACUCUUCCCUGCUGCUGUGUUGUGGGUGCUGGAGAGAUAUAACCUUUGUUAAUAGAACUGCUUUAGCAUCUUUUUGCAUAGCCUUUCGGACAAACUUUUUACUGAAACAUUCCUUUAAUGAAGCACCUGAGCAAUGAAGCAAUGAGCAGAUCACAAUACCAAAUUGCUUUUCUUAUUUCAUUUCCUUCUCACCAAACCAAUUGGUGUUAUUUUUCUGACACAACAAGCAGCGUGUUCUUAACCUCUGAGGUCUUCCUUCUAAGACAAAGACACAGUGCGUAAUACUAUGAAGUUGUUUGAACAGGUGCACAGUUAGCUUUGUGUGAGAAGUGCUGAGCAGGAAGAAAACAAAUUUGAAACUGGGUCACUGCUGAAAUGGAACUGGCGAAAGAAGGGCUACGUGUGUCCAUCUGCUUAACAAUAAAACUCUUCAGUAGACUAAUCACUUCGACCAAUGUUGUUGUCAAUCCAUCUGAACUUGGGAAAUGGAACAGUGCUGAGCAAUCUGCUUUGAACGGUAACCAUAUACAAACAAACAGCGGUUCACAUGUGACAACAACUCCAGGAAUGUUUGGGGUAUUUCAUGGCCUGGCCACCUCCAUUAUUAUUAUUGUAACUAUUAGCCUGAGUUGCCUUCCUUUACCCAAUUUUCAUCCCCAGAGGCGAGAGGAGUGCAUGGCUCUGGUGGGAAGAUCUCUCCACAUAUUAGGAUAUUCAAUAGACAGACCUUGUUUUACAUGGUUUAUUUCAAAGAUAUUUCUUCAACCCAAUUUCAGCCUGCCAAUGUGUGCAAAAAUAAGUCAUGCACAGGUUUUGAACUGGGCUUCAUGACACCUCUCAAGAACAGUCUAUUUUUAUUCAAUACUGAGCCAGAAUAGGACUUGCAAUGUCUUGUUCUUGUGAAUCCACGAACAUAGGCCAUCUCUCUGCAUAGGCACCAUGUCAUCGAUAGAGUACAAGCAACGGCUGAAUUAAUAAUGAUGCUAAAGUUGACAUGAAUUCCAAAUUGUAUUUUUUUUAGCAUAGACAUACAGCAGCUACACUUUCUAAUAGUAUAAUAGUCAUUAUUACAGCUUCUUAAAAUACUCCCCAGUGAAGUGGCGAAUCAUAUUACCAUUGCAGUCUGACCUGCUUUCCAACUCACUUCAGCCUUGAACAGUCUCUUUUUUUUUAUUUUUUAGUUCGUAAGCAUGGCAGAUGAUUUCUGCAGAAGCACCAAUAGGGAACGACAAAGAACAAAGAAAAUAUGAUGAUUCAACAAGUACAAAAAUAAAUAGUGCAUUGAGAUGAUAUAAAGAAAUGUUAGUUUGGUAUUCUUUAUCACUUCAAAAUGCAACCAUUCUAUCUGAUCAGGACAAAAUGGAAGAAAUGACCUUGCAAAUACAGUAGAGGCCUCUGUCUACAGCAGAUCCUGAGAUGUGAAAUAUGCACAGCCCAGCAGAACUGUACUCACCUUGUCAUAUACCCAGGGAAGGUCAUAGUUGGCACAUGUAGAACUUCAGCCAUAAGAAACAGGAAACAUUGACAUAUGCCAUAUAUGUGAUGCAGAGAUAUUUGAGCAUCUUGAUCAACGAGGAGCGAUCUUUCUAUACAAAGCAGAUCAUGUGAAGGGUGUAUUACUAGCCAUGACUGAGCCAGCGUAUUGUGACACCAUGUGUUAGAGAGAUGCCCGUUGAAAUGGCCCAGUUAGACUUGGUGGAGACAGUCCCCUUGCUUCAAGAUGGAUCGCUUGACGUCAAUCUUGCUUGUGGAUUUCUAAAUAUCCAGAUUCAUGUUAUUAUUGACAAUAAAAGCAAAACAUA
This is a messenger RNA of Polyodon spathula (Mississippi paddlefish), 3485 nucleotides long. Its product is annotated as GDNF family receptor alpha-4-like. Gene Ontology annotation, molecular function: signaling receptor activity. Gene Ontology annotation, cellular component: external side of plasma membrane; signaling receptor complex. The coding region runs from base 1 to 1536 and encodes 511 amino acids. Gene Ontology annotation, biological process: nervous system development. The record is from RefSeq and is a predicted model, not a curated record. NCBI's taxonomy places the organism in Eukaryota, Metazoa, Chordata, Actinopteri, Acipenseriformes, Polyodontidae. The transcript has 9 exons.